Molecule: messenger RNA, 892 nt
Organism: Hyla sarda
Lineage: Eukaryota; Metazoa; Chordata; Amphibia; Anura; Hylidae
Gene: MCFD2
Product: multiple coagulation factor deficiency 2, ER cargo receptor complex subunit
Exons: 4
Coding region: 241-690 (149 amino acids)
Molecular function (GO): calcium ion binding
Source: RefSeq, a predicted model, not a curated record
AUGAAUAACGCGAGCGGCUACUGCGCAUGCCCAGAGGAUCCCCGGGAACCCAGGCCAGAGCAGCAGAGCGCCGAUAGAUCCAUAGCGUUCUGUAAGGAGUUAGUGUGAGCGCUCGGCGCGCGGAUUGUACGGCCUGUGUGAGUUGAAGACUGAGGCUGUAUAGUGAGUGGUACAGCCGGGUGAGAGGACAUCUGACCCUGUAGUAACGCUGAGCGCUGUACUGAGCGCUAUAGGAAUACAAUGAGGUGUCACAAGAACUACACGUCCCAUCUUUUCUGUUGUCUGGUUUCUGCACUAGUAAUAUUGUCCGCAGUAGCAGAAGAACAUGCACAUCCGAAGGUUGUAGAAGGAACACACACAGGCGGCCAUUUCGAUAAAAAUGUGGUACAUGAUAAGGAACACAUAAUGGAGCACUUAGAAGGAGUUGUUCAGACGCCAGAGACAGAAAUGUCCCCUCAGGAGCUGCAGCUUCAUUAUUUCAAGAUGCACGACUACGAUGGGAACAAUUUAUUAGAUGGUCUUGAGUUGGCAACUGCAAUUUCCCAUGUGCACAAAGAGGGCAAUAAUGACCAAACCCAGACGAUAUCCGAGUCGGAACUGAUAUCCAUGAUAGAUGACGUUCUACGAGACGACGAUAUCAAUAAUGACGGAUUCAUUGAUUAUGCAGAAUUUGCUAAAUCGAUGCAAUAAAGACUUUUUGCAGAUAGAUGUUUUCUCUCCUAAAUGUGACAUUUUACACAUCUCGGGGGGGGGGGGGGGUUAUAGCUUUCUUUAUAGCACAGUUGUCUGUAUUUAGUUGUGGGUGCAUAGUUGUGAUUUCCUGUGGUCAUUGAUUAUUGGUCUGUUUAUAUAGAUUAAUGAUGAACCACUACUAUUAAAGGAGAACAAUGUC